AUGGUCCAAACCUACCAAAGACAUUUCUGUGAAGAGGUCACUCAAGGACGGAGGGAUCCCUGCUACAACUUAACUACAGACAGCAAAUCCUGGGACUUUUGUGGGAAUUAUAUGAGGUCAUUGCUUCUUGUGGAUGAUAGAGCUGGAGACAUGCCUACCAGAAAGCCCUUGAGGGUAACAUCUGCUCAAGGUUUACAAUGCUAUGAUUCCUUUUGUCUUUCUGGAACUUUAGGUAAGAAUGUAAAAUCUCAGCUAUACUUGAGUAAGAUGAGCAGGAAGGAAUUGGAGGACAAUUUUUCUCAACUGCAAGAGGAGAGUUUGCUGGUAAAGGAGUUAUCUUGGAAGCAAGAGGAUCAGAUCAAAAGGAUGAGGACAAAAUUGUUGAAACUAACAGCUGAUGGAAGAACUAGUGGGGAAACCAGUAGGUCUAGCAGGAAUUUGAAAACUGAAGAAACCAUCGAGAACUUGAAGGACCAAGUGUGGCAGUUGCAAAGACACAAUGAGGGACUCAACAACCGUCUUAUGAUGUAUAAACAGCAAUUACAAGUCCAGAGCUCUGGACGCUCUCCAUAUAGUUAUGUCCAGCCUCGGAUCAAAACAGGGAGGCGGAAGCUUCAUACUUCUGAUGCUCAAAUCAUAGCAAAACUCAAAAGAGAACCGCAUACCAGGCCAAGUUACACAGCGCCUCCUAUGUACAAAGAGCAUUUGGUGGAGGAAGUCAAAGCUGAGAUGCCCAGUGAACUUGUAUGUACAUCUAGCAGAGUCCAGAUUAUGACCAACAAUACUGAGAAAGUAGAUCAACUAGAAUUGUCACCCCGGUCUCCAGAGAAGAUAUGGUCCAAAGAUGAAGACUGUGAAGAGAAAAGUUCCUUAGAACAUGCUGAAUUGGCCACACAGUAUAGAGCAUCUAUCAGGGAAAAUGUGGAACUGAUCCAAGUGAUGAGACUCCUGCAUGAGAGAAGCGCAGCACUUGCGGCAGCAAAGGCACAAGAAGCAGACCUGCAGGAGGUGAGAGCUACAUGGCUAAGAAGGAAUCAGAAGAUACUAAGCACAGCCUAUAAUGAUAUGCUAUCUCAACUGGAAGAGCUCAGCAAAGAAUUGAAAGAAAAGAGCAAGGCAGUGGUGAAACUGGAAAAGAGGUUGUCAGAUAUGUCUGUCCUACGGAUUACCGUGAGAGAGUUUCAAGAAAGAAUGGAAGACUUAAAAAGAGAAAGAAAUCUACUGAAGAACAAUCAUGACAGACUCUUAAAAAAGUGAGUUUUGGAUGUAUCCACCAACAGCAACCAGCCCCACUGGAGCACCGACCUCAUGAAAGAACGACUCCAGCAGAAAGUCUCUCACCUACAGGAGCAGUUGGAUUCUGAAGUAGCCGAGAAAAGAAAGAUUUUGCUUCAACUGGCCAAGGAACAGGCUGAAAAUGCAGACCUGAAGCAGGAAGUCAAUCAGAUGCUAAUGAAACAUAAAAAGGAAGUAGAAAUUCUCCAACAGAAAACUAACACCCAUUCUAUUAGCAGUCAAUCAGAAUCAGAGUUUUUGCAAACUUCACAAGAAGAUUAUACUAAAGAAACACAGACCCAUGAACUGAAUCCUCCACCAGAAAAGAAAGAAGAGGAAAAGACCCUGUCUUGGGCUUACAAUCAGAUGAAGGUAGCACAUGCAGAAACUGCUCUAGAAUUAGAGAAGACAAAAGACAUGCUCUUUCUGCAGCAUCAGAUCAACAAACGUUACCAGAAUGAACUGGAAAUUGUGAAGAUAAAAGCUGAUAACAGUGAGAGAGAGCACAAGGAAGAGUGGGAGAAAUUGAACCAGCUCCUGGACCUCAAGAACAAUCGCAUUCAACAGCUAGAAGCACAGCUCAAAGAUGUGGCUUAUGGUACCCUGCCAUUCCCACCACGUCCGGAAAUGAUGCCCAUCCACGGGGAGAAGGAUCCGGUGGACGGUCUUCCGCUGCAUCGGGGUGAAAACCUUUUUGAACUGCACAUUCAUCAGGCCUCUCUGUCCCCUGCAGCCCUGUCUCACGCCGGAGAUGCCCAGCUUGUUUCCUUCUGUACCUAUUCCUUUUAUGAUUUUGAAAUCCAUUGCACCCCGCUGGCCGUGGGGCCGCAACCACUCUAUGAUUUCACCUCCCAGUAUGUGGUGAGGACAGAUUCCCUUUUCCUGAACUACUUGCAAGGAGCUCUGUUCCGAAUCGUCCUCCACCAGGCUGUAGCUAUUGACCACAGUCCUCUUGCUAUGGGCGGCCUUCGUUUUGACAAGGUGCUAGCGACGGAGGAGAAGGUCCAUGGCACGGCCCUGCUGACUGGGACUAAUGGAGAAGACUUUGGGACACUGGAUUACUGGAUGAGGCUGAAAUUCCCCAUAGCACACUGCCUGUGGGCAUCCACUAAGCGAUUGAAAGCCCAAGCAUACCUGUCUGCUAAUGUGCUUGGGGCCAGGAAGGCUCAGCCAGAGGAGUCCAGAUCAGAGAUUUUCAAGCAUAGGAAUGUAUUGUGGGUGGAAAUCAUCAGGUGCUGCAGCCUCCGGAGCCGCUGUAUGGGGACACAGCCCAGCCCAUAUGCCAUCUACCAAUUCUUCACCUUUUCUGACCAUGACACACCCAUCAUUCCUGCCAGCAACCACCCCCACUUUGGUGAUCGGGCCAGCUUCCCAGUGCACAUGACGUUGGAACUGGAUCAAUAUCUCAGGCAGACGGUCCUGUCUAUUUAUGUGUUUGAUGACAAUGAAUCUGAGCUAGGCUGGUUCCUUGGCAAAGCUCAGGUACCUUUGCAGCCUCUCGCACAAGAUAAAGCCAUUCAAGGUAACUUCAUCCUCAAUGACCCUGUGGGGAAACCCAAUGGGUCCAUUGAACUGAAAUUGGAUUGGGAGUCUCAUUACCUAUCCCAGGAGAGUUCACUGAAGCCAGCAACCCAGACUGUUGAAAAUUACAACAAGGCACCCCUGUCUGUGGACAAUUACAAGGAAGCACCCUUAUUUGUAGAAAAUUUCAUCAUGGCAAACCUGAAUAUAAAAGAUUACAAUGAGGCACCCUCCUCCAUGGAAAACAACAAUGCAAAGCUGCCUACAGAACACUGCAAUGAGGCACCCCUGUUUGUGGAAUGUUACAAUGAGGCACCUCUGUUGGAAGAAAAUUAUGAGGCACUUCUACCUACCAAAAUUCACAAUGAGGCAAAUCUAUCUAUAGAAAAUAAUGAUGAAGAAAAAUUGUCUGUAGAAAACUACAAGGAGGCAAACCUGUCUGUAGAAGAUUAUAAUGAGGCAAACUUGAUUAUAGAAAAUUACAAUGAGGCAAACCUGUCUGUAGAAGAUUACGAAGAAAACCUUCCUAUUGAAAAUUACAACAAGGCAAACGAGUCUAUAGAAAACUGCGAGGAAGCAGCAAAUCUGUCUAUAGAAAGCUGUGACAAGGUAGAAAAACUCUACGAGACAAACCUGUUUGUAGAAAACUUUGAAGAGACAAACCUGUCUAUAGAAAACUUUGGGGAGACAAACCUGUCUGUAGAAAACUUUGAGGAGACAAACUUGUCAGUAGAAAAAUGUUAUAAGGCAAACCUGUCCAUAGAAAACUGUGAGAAGACAAACCUGUCUAUAGAAAACUUUGAGGAGACAAAUCUCUCUAUAGAAAACUGUGAGGAGACAAACCUGUCAAUAGAGACAAACCUGUCUAUAGAAAAAUGCGAGGAGACAAAAUUGUCUAUAGAAAAAUGCGAGGAGGUAGAAAAAUGCUACAAGGCAAACCUGUCUGUAGAAAACUGUGAGGAGACAAAUCUGUCUAUAGUAAACGGCGAGGAGGUAGAAAAAUGCUACGAGGCAAAUCUGUCUGUAGAAAACUGUGAGAAGACAAACUUGUCUAUAGAAAAAUUCGAGGAGGUAGAAAAAUGCUACAAGGCAAACCUGUCUGUAGAAAGUUGCACCAAGUUAGAAAACAGUGAGCAGGCAAACCUGGCUAUAGAAAAAUGCGAGGAGGUAGAAAAAUGCUACGAGGCAAACCUGUCUGUAGAAAACUGCACCAAGGUAGAAAACAGUGAGCAGGCAAACCUGCCUAUAGAAAAAUGCGAGGAGGCAGAAAACAGUGAGGAAAAAAAACUGGCUAUAGAAAACUGCGAGGAGGCAGAAAACAGUGAGGAGAAAAACCUGGCUAUAGAAAACUGCAAGGAGGCAGAAAACAGUGAGGAGGCAAAGCUGUAUGUAGAAAACUGUGAAGAGGUAGAAAACAGUGUGGAGACAAACCUGGCCUUAGAAAACAUUGAGGAGCCAAACCUGGCCUUAGAACACAGUGAGGAGACAAACCUGGCUGUAGAAAACCAUGAGGAGGCAGACCUGGUUGUAAAAAACAGUGAGAAGGCAGAGCUGGCUGUAGAAAACAGUGAGGAGGCAGAACUGGCUGUAGAAAACAGAGAGGAGGCAAACCUAUCUGUAGAAAACAGUGAGGAGGCAAAACUGGCUGUAGAAAACUGUGAAGAUGCAAACCUGUUUGUAGAAAAUUACAAUGAGAUGCCCCUGUUGGUAGAAGAUUAUAAAAAAACAUCUCAACCUAUAGAAAAUUAUAAUGAGAAACCUAUAGAGAUUCCAGUUGAAGAAGAAAACAUUUUAUUUCACCAGGUAGGGAAAAGAAAGGAAAAGAAGCCUCAGGCUGAAAGCUAUUUGAAAAUAAAAUAUGGCAAGAAAGGAAUAGAAAGAGAAAUCCUAGAGCAGGUGAAUGAGUUGAAAUCAUCAGGUGCUAUUGACGAUGUGGAAAAAGAGCCAGAGGAAGAGGAAUGUUUUAUAGAAAUAAAGCCGCAAGAACCUCCAUCUCCUGACACUGCUGCGGAUCAAGCUGAUGAAAUCAGUGAAGCACAGACUACAGACAGUGAAGACAUCAUUGUGACCCCCCUGACCCAGAAAGGACCCAAGACAAAUUCUGACAAGAUUUGCAUUGAAAUUGUGUCUCUGGCCUUUGAUCCUGAGGCUGAAGUGAUGUCCGACGAGAGCAUCCAGCAGGUGUAUGUGGAGUACAAAUUUCAUGAUCUGCCCUUGUCAGAGACGGAGACACCAGUAUCCCUUCGGAAACCCAGAGCAGGGGAAGAUAUCCACUUUCAUUUCAGCAAAGUGAUAGACCUGAACCCAGUGGAACACAGAGACCGAAGGAAGUUUCUCUUUUCUAUGUUGCAAGAAAAGAAUCCUGAGCAGAGGCAGCUGAAGUUUAUAGUGGUGAGUGAUCCUGAAGAGCAAAAGAAUGAAUGUCAAGAAGUAGGCUAUGCUUACCUGGAACUGUGGCAGAUCCUGGAUACAGGAAGAGACAUUUUAGAACAAGAGAUAGACAUCGUCAACCCUCAGGACAAUGCCACCUCCAUUGGAAAACUGAAAGUGUCCCUUCAAGCAACUGAUGCACUCCACGCCAUUUUCAGGGAGAUGAAUGAAGAUAUGCAUUUGUGA
Gracilinanus agilis (Agile Gracile Mouse Opossum) is the source of this 5412-nucleotide messenger RNA. It is a transcript of the gene RPGRIP1, whose product is annotated as RPGR interacting protein 1. Gene Ontology annotation, biological process: non-motile cilium assembly; retinal rod cell development. The record is from RefSeq and is a predicted model, not a curated record. The transcript is spliced from 25 exons. Lineage: Eukaryota; Metazoa; Chordata; Mammalia; Didelphimorphia; Didelphidae. Gene Ontology annotation, molecular function: thromboxane A2 receptor binding. Gene Ontology annotation, cellular component: photoreceptor connecting cilium.